AGAAUGCUGGUCAUGUUUUAAAAAGGCUCGAUAAACUCGGACCAAGGUAUCCAAUUGUAAAAAUGGUUUGUUUGAAACCGGGUCGCGCAAAGUGCUUCCGACUCCAAGGCAUUUCACCAAUGAAACACUUGGUAAACUCCACACGGAUUCCAACUUUUGUGACACCCAUUGCAGACGACAAUUAAGAAGUAAGGAAAAUGCUGCUUAUGCUUUGUGAAAUUAUCAUGCUUGGGAAAGCGAAAUUGUGACUGGUUUGCUGGAAACACUCAGGCGGUCAUUGUUUAUGCUGCCCACAUGUUGUCCAUUUCGGAGCCAGUCAGCUGAGACAGGACACUCGUGGAGCGUGAAUGUAGAAGGGCGCUGGGUGUUCUAUAUUCCCCUGGACAACAAGAAGCACGGAGUUCUUGCUGUCACCUUUAUCGGUUCCUACGUUUGUCAAUAAGAUCGUUUCGUGGCACCCACUGAUUUUGUAAUGGCGUCCCCCACCCCCUCCGAUUGUGGGACCUUCACUACCUCCAGCUCAUCCGACUACGAGAUGGACUCCGCCUACCACGGAACACGCUGUGACCUCUGCAGCAGCUCAGUCUGCUUACCCAGAAUGCUCAGCUGCCACCACACGUUCUGCCAGCCAUGCAUGGAGCGGGCACUACACGAGACAGGCGCUGCCCACUGUCCACUCUGUCCAUUGGAUAUUUACCUCGGCGGCCAUGACGUCUCGGAGCUCAACCAACCAGCGAGAAGAGACGUCUUCAGCGGCUGGUCUGGAGCUUCCGACGUGGUCCACUGCACCGGAUGUAAAAUCAAGGAUGCGACCGCUUCUGCCAUUUGUUUUGACUGUGGGAAUUUCCUGUGCGGAAACUGUGUAAUGGCGCAUCAGUUCAUGAACCGCUUUAAAGGACAUCGUGUUAUGAGCCUUGGACAUCUACAAGGAGACACUGACAAGGGUUCCAUGUCAGACAAACCGGACAUGUGUCUCCAACACUCAAACAAAGUCUUGGAUCAUUUCUGCUCCACCUGCGCAAAACCCGUGUGCAGUGAUUGUAUAUUAGAACACAACGAAGGUCACGCAUGCAAGCCUCUCACUGAUGUAGCAGACGACCACAUAGACUCUUUGCGCCACCUACUGGCAAAUGCUAAACACAAGAUUGACCAUUUACGAGCCUUAACCAAACGAGCUGCCCAUAACUCAUCGGCGCUUGUUUCACAGCACAGGAAUUCCACUUCCGGCAUCAACGCUACCUUCGCCUUCUACAGCUCCAUGUUGGACAGACGCCGAACUGAAGCCAUGAUAGAACUUCAUCAGACGUUCAACACUAAGCAGGUUGCCAUCAGUACCCAAGCCCAGCAGAUUCAGAACACAACCCACACUCUGAGCCAAGGCGUACAGUACAUUGACAAGGUCCUCACACACAGCUCGGUCACAGCAACCUUGCUGAUGAAGAGGUACUUAGAUGAACACUUCCAGAACCUGUUCAGCUACCUGCCAAGUCUUCAGAACGGUCAACACUCUGAGAUAAACUUUGUUUCUGAUUACCAGACAAUCCAAACAGACCUCCAGGCAAACUUUGGCUUCGUUCGACAAGGCUGUGAGAUGCUGCAGAUGACUGCACAGAAAUUUCAAUCUGCUGGGCGUGUUAAUAAUAUAUAUUAAUUGUUUUUAGGAAUAGUGUAUUAGUUUAACUGUAUAUACCGUCAAGGCCUUUUAAACACGAGCACGAUAUCAGUCACUAUUAAUAUUUUACAAGGGUUUUAUGUUCAUUUAAUUUUGUCAUCAGUAAUGAUUUUCCGAAAGAUAAAUGUAGAUAUAUACUGCACACAAAAAGUUAGGGAUCAUGACAAUUUUGUGGUAUUUUGACGUUGUGAGAUCAGUUUUCUUGACAAAAAUACCCCACAACAUAUCAAUGAUCCCUAACUUAUUCUGUUUAGUAUAUAAACUUAGUUACAAAUGGAUCAGUCCACGGGUCUUCAACCUUUGACAUUUGUAAUGACCGUGGUUGUUUGUUCAACAUGUCUCACUGAAGUUAUUUCUUAAUUUGUUUAUUUGUUUAUUUUUCUUGUUGACAAUUGUGCUAUUAAUGCAUCACCUUGUUUGUAUUAUCACCUGCAUUGUUUUUGUCACACUGCAAUGCUAUCAUGUGCAUGCAUGCGAGAUGCACAACCGUCAUGGAGACGAGCAUAUAUUUUAAUAUGACUAGUGUUUUACCAUUUUGUUAACACCAUUUUAGAACAAAUGUGUAAUGUUUUAAAUGACUUUUACCUAUUAUAUCAUGAAAUCAUUGUUUUUAAAAUUGCCUAGACUUCAUCUUGAAUGUGAAUAAAUUUACCAUUAUACA
This is a messenger RNA of Haliotis rubra (blacklip abalone), 2333 nucleotides long. RefSeq names its product brain tumor protein-like. The transcript has 2 exons. Gene Ontology annotation, biological process: positive regulation of DNA-templated transcription. Gene Ontology annotation, molecular function: ubiquitin-protein transferase activity; zinc ion binding. The record is from RefSeq and is a predicted model, not a curated record. Gene Ontology annotation, cellular component: nucleoplasm; chromatin. Bases 473 to 1651 code for a protein of 392 amino acids. NCBI's taxonomy places the organism in Eukaryota, Metazoa, Mollusca, Gastropoda, Lepetellida, Haliotidae.